Molecule: messenger RNA, 2088 nt
Organism: Effrenium voratum
Lineage: Eukaryota; Dinophyceae; Suessiales; Symbiodiniaceae
Source: the annotation of a GenBank genome assembly
AUGGCGAGCAUGGCCUUGGCCUCGCUGCUCUCGGAGAAGAACCUGCCGCGCUUCCGCACCAAGCCCUGCGAGCGGCUGGUGGCCAAGGGCGAGUGCUCCUUCGGGGAGCGCUGCCAGUACUCGCAUGCUGAGCAACCUCGCCGAAAUCCUCGGAAGUACAGCUACUCCCCGGAGCUUUGCCCCAACGGCGUCCAUUGCCCCAGAGGGCUGGAUUGCCACAUGGCGCACACUCAGGAGGAGCAGCUGUACCAUCCCAACAUUUACAAGACGCGGCUCUGCAGCACGAGCUCCUGCCGAAGCUUCUACUGCCCCUUCGCUCACUCGGAGGAGGAGCUGAGAAAGCCGGCGGAGACCACCGAGGUGACACCAUGCCCGCAGCCCGGGGAGACUCGACUCGAGUCCGAGGGCACUGGCUGGUGGUUCGUCGGUGACCAGAAAGAUUUCCAGGUGUCCCCGACGGAGGUGGUUUCGGAGUUCCGGGGCCCCGGGCAAGAGAUCGCGGGGGGCGUGGUGCGCCCUGCCCAAAUCCUGGACCGCUGGAUUUCCGCACGGCCCACCCGCUGUGUGGCCAAGCUGCUGCCUACCUCACGGGGCGACAGCACGUUGGCCAACCAGGUGGUGAAGGAGACGAAGCGCUGGAUCACGCACGGCCGGUCCUCCGCGGUCCUGGUGCGCCGCACUGUGGCCACCACAGUGUUGGCCUUGCCGGAGCACCAGUCCUUGGGCUACGCUAUGGAGAGCUUGGGUGAAUGGGGCCUCCAGAGCCACAUCAUGCUGCUGGAUUGGGCCGCCAUCAGCCUGGCGGCCAGUUGGUUGCAGCAGAUCACCAAAAGCCUGAAAUCUCUGCAUGGCCUCAGCAUCGCGCACCUUUGCCUGGGUCCUGCCACCGUGGUGGUUGACCCCAAGAACGGGGAACUGCAGAUUGGGGACUUCCUCGGCAAGGUCCAGUUCAUGAAGUACUAUGAGAGCGGGUGGAGCCAGAAGGACGAGGCCUGGGCCAUGUGGUACCCUGCGGAGGUGCACCAUAAAAUCGCCCGCGCUGUCAGCCCAGGUGCCACCAAUCCUCCAUCGCAGCUGGAGCGAUCUUUGGACCAGUAUGCCAUUGACGCCUGGCAGCUUGGGGUCCUCGGGUUCUACAUCCUCACCGGUCAGCACCCCUUCGGCAGUAUGUCACAGCCUGCGAGCAUCUGCGCCAACAUCGAGGCCCACCACGUGAGCAACUGGCGCUUGAUGAAGGACUUCCCCCUCUUUGCGGACUUGCUGGGGCGGCUGCUGAAUCACUUCCCGGAGAAGCGGCUGAAGGUGUCGCAGGUCUUGGCGCAUCCCCUCUUCUGGAGCUUCGAGGAGGCCUCGGGCUUUGCGAAGCCCUUGCUGCUGGAGCGGCGGAGCGAGAGCUACUUCAAGCGCUGCGCGUGGCUUUGCCACCUGCCCUGCUUCGCUUCCUUCACCAAGCGUCCGCCGCCGUCUCCGCCGGCGAGCUUGCUCGCCAAGAUUUGCACUCAGUCGCUUGGCGGAGCACGGGCGCAGGAGCUGGCCUCACUUUUGCACCGGGAUCCUGAGCCCGCUCCCCCUGUGGACCUGGCCGCUGUCAAGGCCGGGUACCACGAUGCCUUCCACGCGGGCGCCCUGGCGGGCGCCGCCAACGUCUGCGCCGCGCUCUACGCCGCGGGCUUGGCUUGGCCCCCCCCUGGCCUGCCGCCGGGGCUGGAGCAGGAGGCAGGCCCAUGGCCAGAUGCAGGUUCUGGAUUCGAGCAUCAAGGCUUUGAGUACCAGGACGGCUUCCCGUCCUGGGAGCAGAGGCAGCCUCCAUCAGACUACCCUCGUGCUCCACCGCGCCCAGAGCAUCUCUUCCAGCCUGAGCGUUGGGAAUGCGGCGUCCUCUCCACGCAUCCUGGAACCCCGGAAACGGGGCCUGUACGGCCUUCCGCACUCACCCCGGAAAAGCCUGCGCAGAAGAGUUCCUCGCAGCGCUACGAAGACUUCCAGGAAGCCUUGGGGCCGCUGCUGGACUUGCUCCAGAAGUUCCAGGAUGAUGAGACGGAGCCUGUCCUUCGCGGAAAGAGCGGAUCCGGCACAGUUGCCAUUUGA